Messenger RNA from Brassica napus (rape), 3206 nucleotides. RefSeq names its product pentatricopeptide repeat-containing protein At2g17140. The transcript has 3 exons. Bases 113 to 2743 code for a protein of 876 amino acids. Gene Ontology annotation, molecular function: protein binding. The record is from RefSeq and is a predicted model, not a curated record. NCBI's taxonomy places the organism in Eukaryota, Viridiplantae, Streptophyta, Magnoliopsida, Brassicales, Brassicaceae.
UGUUCUCUUUUGGCAAUUUUCCCAAUUAAAUAUAACAGAAGGGAAACCGAAAACUAAAUGCACACACCUAAAUACACCCUCCAGUUUUGAAUUUCAUUUCAGUUUAGUUUCCAUGGAACAAUCUGGUACACUAGUGAAAGCUUUGUUGAAGAACACGAACAAUCCGAGAUUAGCAUGGAGACUCUACAAGAGAAUCUUCUCUUCUCCUUCACUAGAGAGCCACGCCACAUCUCUAUCCGCCGCACCCACCAUCGCUCGUAUCCUCGUCAAAGCCCAAAUGCAACAAGAAAUCGACGAGCUUCACAGCCUCAUCCUCUCCUCCUCACUCCAAAACGCGAAAGCCUCAUCCUUUCUCUCCGUCGUCUCCAUCUUCGCGAAAUCGAAUCACAUCGACAAAGCAUUCUCUCAAUUCCAGUUCGUCCGGUCACAUUUCCCUGAGAAGGGUCCCGGAAUCUAUUUGUAUAACGUGUUGCUUGAAGGUUGCAUCAAGGAGAGGCGUGUGGAUUUCGUUUCGUGGUUGUGUAAGGAUAUGGUGAUCUCUCGGAUUGCUCCGCAGACUUAUACGUUCAAUCUCUUGAUCCGUGCUUUGUGUGAUUCAAGUUGUGUGGACGCUGCACGUGAGUUGUUCGACGAAAUGCCUGAGAAAGGUUGUAACCCAAAUGAGUUCACUUUCGGGAUAUUGGUUCGUGGGUAUUGUAGAGUUGGUCUCCCUGAUAAAGGACUAGAGCUGUUGAAUUCAAUGGAGAGUUUUGGGGUUUUGCCCAAUAAGGUCGUGUAUAAUACCAUUGUUUCGAGUUUCUGUAAAGAAGGUAGGAACGAUGAUUCUGAGAAGCUGGUGGAGAGGAUGAGAGGGGAAGGUUUGGUUCCUGAUAUUGUGACUUUUAAUGCUAGGAUCUCGGCGCUUUGUAAAGAAGGAAAAGUUCUGGACGCGUCUAGAAUUUUCAGGGAUAUGGAGCUAGAUGAGUAUCUGGGUCUUCCUCGUCCCAACAGGAUAACGUACAACUUGAUGCUGAAAGGGUUCUGUAAGGUAGGGAUGCUGGAGGAAGCUAAGACCCUCUUUGAGUCGAUCACAGGAAAUGAUGAUCUUAGUGGUUUGCAGAGUUACAAUAUUUGGUUGCAGGGAUUGGUCAGGCAUGGGAAGUUUAUAGAGGCUGAAACAGUCCUUAAGCAGAUGAUUGAUAAGGGAUUAUGGCCAAGCAUAUAUUCUUACAAUAUCUUAAUGGAUGGAUUGUGCAAAUUAGGCAUGCUGUCCGAUGCAAAUGCUAUCGUUGGCUUAAUGAAAAGAAAUGGUGUCGUACCAGAUUCUGUAACUUAUGGCUGUCUUCUACAUGGUUAUUGCAGUGUUGGGAAAGUCGACGCAGCUAAAAGCUUAUUGCAGGAGAUGAUGAGAAAUAGUUGCAUGCCGAAUGCUUAUACUUGUAAUAUUUUGCUCCAUAGCCUUUGGAAGAUGGGGAGAAUGUCUGAAGCAGAGGAGCUGCUGCGAAAGAUGAAUGAAAAAGGCUAUGGACUAGAUACUGUCACCUGCAACAUUAUAGUUGAUGGACUCUGUGGAAGUGGCGAAUUAGACAAAGCUAUUGAGAUAGUUAAGGGAAUGCGGGUGCAUGGAAGUGCUGCUCUUGGUAAUCUAGGAAAUUCAUAUGUGGGACUGGUGGAUGACAGCAUGAUCGAGAACAAUUGCUUGCCUGACCUGAUCACUUAUUCAACUUUGCUUAAUGGUUUGUGCAAAGCCGGAAGGUUCGCUGAAGCAAAGAAGUUGUUUGCUGAGAUGAUGGGAGAGAAACUGCAACCGGACUCUGUGGCAUACAACAUCUUCAUCCAUCAUUUCUGCAAACAAGGGAAAAUAUCAUCUGCAUUUCGCGUUCUCAAAGACAUGGAGAAGAAAGGUUGUCAUAAGAGCCUAGAGACAUAUAACUCACUGAUCCUGGGGUUAGGCAUACAAAAUCAGAUAUUUGAAAUUCACGGAUUGAUGGAUGAGAUGAAAGAAAAGGGCAUUUCUCCUAAUAUCUGCACCUACAAUACCGCAAUUAAGUAUCUUUGCGAGGGAGGAAAAGUUGAAGAUGCAACUAACCUCUUAGAUGAAAUGAUGCAGAAGAACGUAACCCCAAAUGUCUUUUCCUUCAAAUAUUUAAUUGGAGCGUUCUGUAAGGUCCCGGACUUUGACAUGGCUCAAGAAGUUUUCGAGACUGCUGUAAGUAUCUGUGGACAAAAGGAAGUCCUUUACAGCUUGAUGUUCAAUGAGUUACUUGCUGCAGGGCAACUCUUAAAGGCCACAGAGUUGCUUGAAACUGUUUUAGAUAGAGGUUUUGAGUUGGGGGAAUUUCUAUAUAAAGAUCUUAUUGAGAGCUUAUGUAAGAAGGAUGAGCUAGAAGUAGCUAGUGGAAUUUUGCAUAGGAUGAUAGAUAAAGGAUAUGGGUUUGACCCAGCAGCAUUGAUGCCUGUGAUAGAUGGCUUAGGUAAGAUGGGAAAUAAGAAAGAGGCAAAUGAAUUUGCCGAGAAGAUGAUGGAAAUGGCUUCAGUUGGUGAAGUAGCAAACAAAGUCGAUCCAAAUGCGAGGGAUUUACAACAGAAAAAGCAUAAUAAAUAUGGUGGAAAUAGCUGGCAGAACAUACUGCACAGAGAUGACGGCAGUGGAAUUGCACUAAAAUCUCUGACAAGGGUUAAAAAAGGAUGGGGUCAGGGGGAUAUAUCAAGCUUUCAGCCUCCGAGAGUUGACUACUUAGACUACUGGGAGGAUGAUGAGUAGAGAUAUUGCAUGUCUCGGUUUUCUUUCUGAUGGGAAAGUUUAGCUCACGGUCAAGCACAAAUUUCUGGGGCAGCUCAUCAAGGAUGAAAAGGCUAGUCUCAGUUGACAUGUACAGGUAAGAAGAAACUAGAAGUUGAAAGAACCUAACAAAAUCCAACUCUAAGGACAAUGAAACAAGAAAGAAAACUGUUGGUCCAAGAUAUGAUGUAAGAAAGACGUUUUCAAGGGUACUAAAAGUAAAUAUUGCAUUACUGGGCGGUGAACGCAUGUGGCAAGACCAAGCUGGUGGAGAAAAAGAGGGGAAAGAGCCGCCCACUUUCGUAUUGAAUUUGAAGCCAACUUUGAAUUUUUGGGUCAAAGGAACACAACCUACGUAAUUGGAUAAAUAUGUAAGCUACUACUAUUCUUGUGCUUUUAGUUCGCACAGUUUCUGGUUUCUAGAACAAUAGGAGUUUGAUUGGUA